Messenger RNA from Amoebophrya sp. A120, 2924 nucleotides. The record is from the annotation of a GenBank genome assembly. NCBI's taxonomy places the organism in Eukaryota, Dinophyceae, Syndiniales, Amoebophryaceae.
UUCUGUAUGUUAUGAAGACUAACUUUCCCGAUCCCGCCUCAUUCAAGUUUUUAGUACACCACGAACACGAAGCCGCAUCUCCAUCAAAAUGGGCCGCACUAAGCAUCUUGUCCUGAAGGACCAAAGUUUCCUGCCCGAUCCGCGCGACCACAUUGCAGCGUCGGUUCCGAUCAUUGGAACUCCUGGGGUAAGGGUUUAUCGGGACGAGGAGCUGUAUUUCCGGCAGGAGCUUCUAAAGUCCUCGAAAGCCAAAACGAAUAACGUGAUCCAAUGCGUCAAAGCGUGGAAGGGCUUGGAAUCAGAAGUAGCGGGGAACACUGCUAAUCCAGAUACACAUACAACUCGAGCGCCUUUUCGGGUUUCGCGUCCGUCUGUUGUGGCUUUGCCUCGAGGAUCGGAAGCUUUGCCGGCGCUAGAAGAUGAUCUGCUGGGAAAGACUUCGCUCAACUUGUCUGCGGUAGCGCAGAAUAAAGAGAAGAACAAGGGGAAGGGCGGUGCUGUUUUUUCACCUGCACCACCAGCUGCCAAACCGGAAUCACCUCCCCGUGUGCUCGUCGGUGGCGGAUUGGCACGUCACAGCAGAAAUGCUGCACAUAAUAAUUCGCGACUGGAUCAAGCCCAACAGCAUGACCACCAGGACCAAGCUGCAGAACAACAAGCUGCUUCUCCUUCAUCAGCAACUGGAGCUGAGGACACAAUUACUCAAGCUGGAACGCCGCACUGGACACCGCGCGCGGAUGCGGAGGAGCCCCACGAAACCGACACGCCGCACUGGACCCCAAGAGGCGGUGGAGAACCGCAAACAGAGGGCGAGCACAGCGCAGAUAUUCUUGAGCAGGACCACCGUGUCCUUGACGUGACAACCAAUCUCGAUUCAUCCUCCAGUGAGAACACCGAGCUGCCGCAUCACACGCCGCGAGCCUACGUGGAUACCCCACGGACGAACACGCCACGGACGAACACCCCGCGUACGGAACACCCAGACACCGACGUACCCAGUGAACUAGAAAUCGGCGCCACCGCUAAGAACAUCUCAAGCAGGGGCGUGGUGAAGGGAAAUACCAGCAAAGGAACUGCUGGCAAGAACAGUACUGUCAAAGAGCAGUUGCAAACUCUGAUUUCGAAAGUUUUGCAGAAAGCGGUUUCUCUAGGUCCAGAUUUCUACACAUUUUCUUCCCUCGUUGAAGACAUCGACAGCAGUGACGGAGUGGUUUCCAUCGUCCCCGGUCUCUGGGACACGAGUUUGAGUAGGACGAAAUACCAAUACCCGCUGAAGUUCCCUCCGACAGCAAGCGAAUGGCCGAAUUACGUUCGCGACGAUCCGGAUGCGACGAUUUUGGAGAACCGGAAGAGAGCCGCCGAGACGCACAGGCUGUUACUGGCGCAGCAGAGUAAACCGAGAAAAGCGAAGCUGCUCGAUUUCCGCAAAAUGCGGGAGCAGGAGAGGCUGUCAAUCUUACAGCGGAUUGAGCGGGAGGGUCUGGGCCCGAAUUUGGCGAUUAUAUCUUCAUCCGCGGGACAGCACAAGCAAAGUCGAAAGCGGCCAGGAGUUGCCCCAGAAGGGGAGCUGAUGAGUGAAAAUUUCGGAUCCUCUACCUUCGGCACAGGUGUAGGUGAGAGCAGCCCGAGAAGUGUUUUUUCCGAAACGUUGCACAUUACGCGGACGCCGACAGGGUCGAAGACGACGACGACACACGACGCUAGUGUGGUAUGCUGUGCAAAAGUAUCGUACUCGUAUAAAUGCAGGUCUUGCAUUAAAGGCAAGUCAGCAUUUACAAAUUUUAUUUCUCAUGCUGAGAAAUGCAUUUAUAUGAGUACGAUACUUUUGCAGUUCAUAUGCGGCGCACCAUGACAACGAACAAGGUGGCGCCGGAGCAACCAUGUCUACUCGCCCUAGAAAGCGACCGACGAGGGAGAUUUUUGACUUCACCGCCAUGCUGAUCGAGGCGAAAGAGAAUCCGAAGAGCGGGAAGGUGCGCAUUCUCCGGAGAACUGACCACACAUGGUCCAGCGCGGAAAAACUGGACGAAUUUUACGAGCUGUUGUCCAAAGUGCCACGAAAACGCCCGACAAACACGAUUUUCGAUUUCAACUCCAUCAACAACUACGAUAAUGUUGUAGUUGCCGGAGGGGCAGGGGCAGCACCAUCACCAGGAGCUUCGCCAAGAACUAGACCCACAACCAACCAGGAACGCGGCCCCAUUUCUUUGUCCUCCGCAGCUGCGGGUGCUCCGGGAGAAAAGCCCGACAUCGGCGAAAUCCCGACGGACGUCAAUGUGCUUGUGAAUUUCAACGAAAGACAGUUCGAACAGGCACGAGCGCAAGAAGAACGGGAAAACGCCAACAUGGCGGAGUUACUUUCGUUCAUGCAGCAUGAUGACGAAUUGCUGAUGUCUACUGCGGCCGCGCCAGCACAACUACCCGAAAGCGAGCAAGACGACGCGGUUCUGUUUCAGCAGCGACCCUCGAGAAGUUACAUGCAGCCGAAGUCGAAAAAAAACCCGCCUGGUGCUCGAUCGUAGUGUUGUUACAAUCAGAAUCAUCGUCCGUGUGGUUUAGCCCCCGACACACGAAACAAGCAUUAGUAUCUCUUGAUGCUCCACGAGCAUCGCUAGCGCUACAUCCCGAUGAAGCAUUUCCAUUAGUAACGAUGUCUGUGAACAACUACACGUGUGUGUCGCCUAGCAUGCACAAUCACACCCGCUGUGCGCAGAAGCAGUAGCAGGCCAAGAGUUCAUCCAGUUUUAUUGACAGCAGUAGUCGUGUUCGCUGCUCGUGCUGCUACAGCAUUCGUAUUUGCAAUCGUGAGGAAGUGCAGCUGCAACGCAAGAAAAGAAAAAUGCGAAUUGAUAUAGUUCGGUCGUUGAGAUACGCAAGAGAACACAAAGUAGUCCAUUUAAAGUCGGUCGCGUUCGCGUAUGAAG